GUGGACGUCGGCGGCCGGUGCGGACCGAAUUAGUGAAGGGGGGCUUUGCAACAAUGCGCCUCCCAUGCAUUCUUACAAUAGCGGCGCUGCUGCGCGCCAGCGGGCAGCCCCGCAACGCCACCACGGCCCAGGCGAGGAGGCGCCUCCAGGGCGGCGGCGUGACGGCGGUCGUCAUCACGGUGCACAACGCUCUGGCCUCCACGAUUGACUGCCUCGAAGCAUUGGUCGCGACGGCGCGAGGCAGCGUGCGAUUGAAAGUCGUAUUGGUGCUCGACAACUGCGACGGCCCUACUACCGCAUCUCUCACAACGUGGAGUCGACGACGGGGCCGGCAGGACGAUGUUGUUGUAUUAACAAAUCAUUCGUCCUAUUCCUUAGCAGCCAACGAAGGGUUGCGAGCCGCACUCCACGCGGAGGACGUCGACGCGGUCGCGCUCCUGAACAGCGACACGGUCCCAUCGACGGGCUGGCUCCACGGGCUUCGACGCGUCCUCUUCUCCCCACCGACCGACGACGACCUGGCCGACGCCUUCGCCGCGGCGGACGUCGACGAGAACGAGAUGGUCACCGCGACGGAACUCGCCAAUUACCGGCUGCACCCCGGGGAAGACGCGGAGUUUUUUGAAAAGCUCAAACCGUAUGACAAGAAUGGCGACGGUGCCCUGACCUGGCCGGAGGUGUGUCCUGAAGCCACGGAUGUUCCGGUGCGAGGUUGUGAUGAUCGGGACUGGGCCUGCGCUCCUCGCUCUCAGGAUGACGACGUCGCGGGGUUGUUGCCUCCGAGGCUGGCCGCUGUAGGUGCUUUGUCGAACGCGGCCUCGUACCAGACGGUGCCCUGGCCGACGCCGCGGAAUCGAAGAGAACGGAGAGCAGUACGAGGCUGGAACGUCGUGGCGCUGCCGGCGGGCUGGACGCCGGAGACGGCGGCGCGCGCUGCUAGACUAGGGGCGACGGGGCGGCGCGCGGACGCGGGGUUGCUCAACGGCUUCUGCAUGCUGCUGUCGCGGGACGCCAUCGACGCCGUCGGGUUGCUAGAUGAAGCUACGUAUCCAGGUGGUUACGGGGAGGAGAACGACUGGGCGGUUCGGGCGAGACGCGCGGGCUGGGGCCUGGCGGUCGUGCCCGGCGUGCACCUCUUCCACGCGAAGACCCAGUCCUACUCCAUCGAGAGACGUCAAGAAUUAAAAUUGAUAGCAAGGGAGAACUCGCGCGCGAAGUGGUCGCAUGGCGAAGUCGGGUUAGCGGAACGACUGCUGAAGCGGUCGCCUCAUUUAAGUUUGGCGCGACACGUCGCCGAGCUCCAGUACACGGGCUGGCGCGCCAAGGCCCUCGCGGCGGCGCCGACCGCCGCCCUUGUAUUAGUCGAGGGCGGCGCGCAGCCGCCGGACUGGCUCCAGAACGCGGCGGCCGUGCGGCGCAACGCGCGGCUGUUCGUGCGGUCCUGCGUCGUCGGCGCCGUCGACGUGGACACGUGCGCCGAUUACCUCGUGGCGCCGGUCUUUGACUACGUCGUCUCGACGGGGCCCAAAGGCAAGACGACGGCCGAGGCCAUCAACCGGUGCCACCCGAACGUCGUGCACGUCGACGGGUCGCGGCAGCGGCCGUCCGUACUCGACGUGCACGCGCCGCGCGUGGCGGCGUCCCAGGCUCCGAGGCGGGGGGCCGCCGCCGCCGCCGCCGCCGCCGCGAUGGACUUCCCGGCGUUGUACCAUAUGGCCAACCCCUGACCGAUGUGUUUUUUGCUCUAAGUUUUCCUGGUUUGG
Molecule: messenger RNA, 1763 nt
Organism: Pelagomonas calceolata
Lineage: Eukaryota; Pelagophyceae; Pelagomonadales; Pelagomonadaceae
Source: the annotation of a GenBank genome assembly